AUGAAGCUGCAUUUCGGCCUCCCCCUUUCGGAGGACCUGCUGGAGAAGUCCGGGGGGCGCUACGUGCUGUACUCUGUGUAUUUGGAAGGCUUUUUAUUCUGCAAAGUGCGUUACAGUCAGUUGCACCACUGGAAUGAACAGUUAAGACGAGUCUUUGGGAGAGGUAUCCCUGCAUUUCCUCCAAAGUUUUACCUUGCAAUGACGAAAUCAAUGGUGGAUGAAAGGAGGGCUCAGCUAGAACAAUAUCUACAGAAUGUGUCUAGUGAUCCAAGUGUUACAAACAGUGAUGUCUUCAUUAGUUUCUUCAGGAAAUUACAGUUGGAUACAUUUAAAAUCCAAACCCAACAAGCCUUUCUAGAUGUUUACUUUGCUGAUGGGAGGCAUCUGAGAAUGGAUAUUCAGACAUCAGAUACCGCUGAAAGAGUGCUAGAAGUCAUGUCCUACAAGAUCAAGCUUUCAAGAGAACUAGUAGGGUAUUUUAGCUUAUUUCUUAUUCAGGAUCAAAAUGAUGGAGAGCUUUCUGUGUUGAAAAAACUGGCCGAAUUUGAACUUCCCUAUGUGAGUCUUCAGAGUAUGAAAGAGUCUCCUUGUAAGAUUGCGAUCAGAAAGUGGUAUAUGGACCCUUCCCUUGAUAAAAUACUUAUGGACUGUAGAACCUCUGUGAACUUACUUUAUAUACAGGCACUGCAGGAAAUAGAGAGAAAAUGGAUCAAGCCCAGCGCUGGACAGAUGCAGAAACUUCAGAUGCUACAAAAAACACUAAACAAAAUUAAGCUUUUAGAGCUGAUUCGAGAGGUGCAGCACUACGGAUACAUGCAACUGGACCCUUGCUCCUGUGAUUAUCCAGAAGUAGGUUGCACUGCUGCUAUUCGUGUUGGAAGUAAUGAGAUUAGCUGCUGUAUAAAGUUGCCUAGUAACCAGAUCAAAGAGGUCAACUUCAAGAUCAACAGGGUGAGGUGCUGGCAAGUCACAUUCCUAGGAUCUCUUUCAGGCCAAGGGCUUGACCAGGUCUUGGAGCUCAGGUUCGAGUAUAAUGAUUCUGACACGUGGAGAUGGAUUGUCUUCAACACAAAGCAGGCGUUUCUUCUCAGUAGUUGUUUAAAAAAGAUAAUAUCGGAGCAGCUGAGCAUGACAACCGAAAGCAGUCAAGAAAUGCGGACUGAGUUGCCAGAACCAGGCAAAGCUAAGAAGCAAAGCAUUCAUCCGAGCCAGAUAUUUCAUUCUGGUAUUAUGCCAAGAAAAAAGCUGUUGGAUAGACCAAGCGAGGACGACUGUGUGUUUGAGAAGAUAAGAGAAGAAGAUUUGUGAUCAGUGCUUUGAGACUG
Molecule: messenger RNA, 1325 nt
Organism: Euleptes europaea (tarantolino)
Lineage: Eukaryota; Metazoa; Chordata; Lepidosauria; Squamata; Sphaerodactylidae
Gene: SNX31
Product: sorting nexin 31
Exons: 14
Coding region: 1-1308 (435 amino acids)
Biological process (GO): intracellular protein transport
Cellular component (GO): early endosome
Molecular function (GO): phosphatidylinositol binding
Source: RefSeq, a predicted model, not a curated record